UGAAUCCGUCUCGCUAGGAGGAAAAGGUGCUGCAGACGCUCCCUCGAUUUUCCUUCAAAAUGGCCCAGAAUAUCGCACCGGGGAACAGCACGACGGCGAGUCCGAGCAAAGGCAGCAGCGACAGAGCCAUAGCGGGGAGAGACUCGCACUCCGUCAGCAAAAGACUUCAACAUGAGCUCAUGACUUUGAUGAUGUCAGCGAACAAAGGCAUCUCGGCUUUCCCAGAAGGUGACAAUCUCUUCAAAUGGGUCGGCACAAUCACUGGUCCAGCAUCCACGGUGUAUGAGGGACUCUCUUACAAACUGUCUCUAGAAUUCCCCAGCAGUUAUCCAUACAGCGCACCAACAGUCAAGUUUGUUACCUCAUGCUUCCAUCCAAAUGUUGACCUCCAUGGUAACAUCUGUCUAGACAUCUUGAAAGAAAAGUGGUCUGCGUCAUAUGAUGUGCGGUCGAUUCUCCUUUCGAUCCAGUCAUUACUUGGAGAACCGAAUAAUGACAGUCCCCUGAACGGCCAUGCAGCGGAGCUCUGGGCCAACCAAGUGGCAUACAAGAAACACCUGGUAGAACACUACAAGAAGAAUAAUGGGGACGACAAAUAGUCCUUUGGGGGGGCUUUGUCAGAAUACUAACUCGCGGCAUGGCACUUGUGUAUAUUGUCCUUGGACGUUCCUGACCCUCUGUCUGGCCGGGGGCGGUUCGGCGUGGGUCAGCAGUAUGCUUGGAGUUAAUAGUCUGAUGUUUUGUAUUGUGAUUUAAGGAAGCCUUCCGUUAUGUAGCCUUUCAUAGAAAUUUUAUACAUAUGUUUACUAGCUAAAUACAGGUAAUUUUGUGAUCCUUUUUUUUUUAAUCAGUUAAUGUGGCCUUAACUAUUCUUGGGCUGAAAGCAGUGUAAAUGUUAAGUAAGGCAUUAGUGCAUUCUGGUCUUUUAUUUAAUCAUUAUAGCUUAACAUUUUCUGUUAUGAGAUUGUCACAACAAUUACUGCCGUUAACUAAACAUUGCUCAUUUAACCGUACUGACUUAACCAAACAUAUUUACUCUUGCAAGUUUCAUGUGUAAUACAUUUUUUAUGGGUAAUUCUGUAUUUCAAAGUAUACUGUCUGCAAUGUGCUUAACAUAUUAAAGUUGAUUAACGUAAGCUGAUGCCAAUGAUAUGCUACUAACUUUUAAUUUUACUCAUAAUGUGUUUCAUUUACAUUUAAAAAGUUCUGCUUCACAAUGAUCUCAUUUAGCUAGGUUCAAGGUUGACUCUUCUUGGUGAGGGCAAUACAUUAAAGAUAAGGGUAAGAUUUGGAAAGGAAUCCAUAACUCAAACUGUCGUGAUCAACUCUGUCGGACAUUGCAGUCAAUCGGGUAUUUUCUGGCUAUGAGUUUUUUCCCCUCUUUGAUUUGCAGUCCUUUUUUCUAUAUCAUGCUUCACCUUUAUCAAAUCUUCUAGUACUAUUCUGUCCAGACAAAAUGAAGGAUUGGUUUAACUUUUCAUUUAUUUCCAUUAUUAUUAUUGUCAGUAUGAUAUGGUUAUGAUCAUUAUUAUUAUUUGUAAAUAAUCUACAACCAGUGCAUUUUGUAUGGAGUUUCCUUUUUAUAUUCCCACAAGCAUUUGACUUCUGGUUUUAGGCACUCAUUUUAACACUGUCCUCUGAAUAAAUAUAUAUAGAUAUAUAUAAAUAAAUAUAUACAACUUUAGGAAAUAAACAUGUUUUCAUAAAA
Molecule: messenger RNA, 1708 nt
Organism: Penaeus indicus
Lineage: Eukaryota; Metazoa; Arthropoda; Malacostraca; Decapoda; Penaeidae
Product: ubiquitin-conjugating enzyme E2 C-like
Exons: 4
Coding region: 60-599 (179 amino acids)
Source: RefSeq, a predicted model, not a curated record